AUGCGGCUUCGAUCAACUUCGUCGCGCUCUCGCGCCUCUUCCCCUGCUCGCAAGACCAGGUCGCCAGGCAUCCCCAUCUUCGGCCUCUUGAACUUCAUUGCCUCCCAAAGGCUCUCCAAGAAACCCGCAAAGCAGCAGCCCGACAAAUUUCACCCCUUCUCCAGGCUCCCGACGGAGCUCCGUUUGAAGAUUUGGCAAUUGAGCCUCCCCAGCCCACGCCUCGUCUCCGUCCAAUGCGGCGCCGACAUCACGGCCUUCUCCAAGUAUAACCCAGACAGUGCCGAGUACGUCGGGUGCACAUCGCCGACUCGCAUCCCGGUCAACCUCCAAGUCUGCACCGAAUCCCGCACUGAAGCUCUCAAGUCGUACCAGCCCAGCCUCGGCUUCUUCCGCGGCGAUGGCCUGGUCUACUUCAACUACGACAUCGACAUUUUGUACUUUGGCCCCCGCGAGGGCUUCAUGGCCGCAGACUCGCAGUUCCACACGUGCAUGAUGAUGUGUGAGCCGUCGGAGCUUGCUCGUGUCCGUCGUUUGGCCGUCAACGAGGCCUUGUUCCGGCACGCCUGCGACAAGUACGAGUUCCCGAGCGCUACCAGAUUUACGCUGGAGAUGCUGAGGCAGGUUUCCCAGCGCAUGAAGGGCCUGGAGGAGCUCAUCUUGGUGCCUUGGGAGGAGAACAUGACCGAUGAAGCCCUUGCCCUUUCGCGCGUGCGUUUGACCAAGCAGAUGCACUCGGCUCUGCAGAGCAUGAGAAAGGUGAAGUCGUCUUGGAAAGCGCCGCCAUGGAAGGUUAUUCCUUUGAAGGAGCUCCCCAGCAUGAUUGGUUGA
Trichoderma aggressivum f. europaeum is the source of this 828-nucleotide messenger RNA. RefSeq lists its product as uncharacterized. The coding region runs from base 1 to 828 and encodes 275 amino acids. The record is from RefSeq and is a predicted model, not a curated record. NCBI's taxonomy places the organism in Eukaryota, Fungi, Ascomycota, Sordariomycetes, Hypocreales, Hypocreaceae. The transcript has 2 exons.